Messenger RNA from Drosophila innubila, 1416 nucleotides. RefSeq lists its product as uncharacterized. Lineage: Eukaryota; Metazoa; Arthropoda; Insecta; Diptera; Drosophilidae. Gene Ontology annotation, biological process: apoptotic DNA fragmentation. Gene Ontology annotation, cellular component: mitochondrial inner membrane; nucleus. The coding region runs from base 20 to 1306 and encodes 428 amino acids. The record is from RefSeq and is a predicted model, not a curated record. Gene Ontology annotation, molecular function: metal ion binding; nucleic acid binding; single-stranded DNA endonuclease activity. The transcript has 2 exons.
UGUCCAUCAGUAGCGAAACAUGUGGAGUCCAAUACUGAUUGCCCUAUUCUUCUUGGCCAGCAGCAGCCAGGCCCGUCUGCUGCCCAUCCAAAAUGAGCUGCUCUGGUCGGCGGAUAUGAUCGAGUUGCCCCUCGAGGCGGAUCUCAAUGAUUUGUCCAUCUCGAGAGCUGCUGGCUGCUCCAUUAAGAUUAGAAGCACAGAAAUGAAGAAUCCUCAGCCACUGUUGAUUAAGCCUGGCACCUCAGAGUUCUAUCCAUUCUCGGCUACCGGCUUUGUGGAUGUUGAUCACGACAAGACCAUUGAGUUCGCCUGCACCAGCAGCUUGGCCGCUCCCCUUUCGGGUAAAUCCGUAACCGCCAAGUGUGUGGGUGGCUCGAGAUUCAAAGUGGGCGAUAAGGAGCACGACAUCUCGGACAUUAAGUGCUCUUCCUGGCCAGCUUUCGUCGGCAAGAAGUCCGGCAAGAGUUGCAAUGGUGGUACCACCCUCAUCAAUGUGGGCUUUGAACUCAGCGGUUCCCGGUUUGCCAAGCAGUACGAGGUGUGCUUCAAUGAGCACGAGGAAGUCACCCGUUAUGUCUAUCACACUCUGGAUGCAGGCAGCAAUUACUAUGCCACUGGUGUGGAUCGCAUCAACUUUGCUCCCGGCGGAUUCUUUGCUGGCAAAAAUGUGGACAAACUGUACACGCAGGCGGUGCAGAAGGAAACCAUCGACAAGGCCUUAGGCAUGGAUUCCUCUCGCUACUUUGACUCCCCCAAGAAUGUGUUCCUGGCCCGUGGUCACAUGGGUGCCAAGGCGGAUUUCGUCUAUCCUCCGGAGCAACGUGCCACCUUCCUGUUCAUCAAUGCGGCUCCUCAAUGGCAGACCUUCAAUGCCGGCAACUGGGCACGUGUCGAGGAUGGAGUGAGGGCCUGGGCAUCGAAGAAUAAGAAACAUGUGGAUUGCUGGACUGGCGUCUGGGGUGUCACCACCUUGCCCAACAAGGAUGGCAGGCAGACCGGCUUGUACUUGGCCUAUGAUCAUAAUGGCAAUGGCCUGAUCCCAGUUCCCAAACUCUACUUCCGUGUGGUCAUAGAUCCCUCCACCAAAAAGGGUAUUGUCUUUGUCGGUGUGAACAAUCCCCAUCUGAGUCUUGCUGAGAUCAAACGCGACUAUAUUCUCUGUGACGAUGUCAGCGAUAAGAUCAACUGGAUCAGCUGGAAGCGCACAGACAUCACUGCCGGAUACUCCUAUGCCUGCUCGGUGCCCGAGUUCCGCAAGAAGGUGACCCACUUGCCAGAGUUCUCCGUCAGCGGAUUGUUGGUCUAGGUGCAUUUAAGUUUAAUUUAAGAUUGAAUGUUUAAAUGAAUUUUACAAAAACUUUUCAAUUGUUUGAUAAGAUUGAAAUAUGUUGAAUAAAACAAUUAAAAAUGCUAUAA